Messenger RNA from Pseudogymnoascus verrucosus, 2129 nucleotides. RefSeq lists its product as uncharacterized. The transcript has 3 exons. Gene Ontology annotation, molecular function: molybdopterin molybdotransferase activity. Gene Ontology annotation, biological process: Mo-molybdopterin cofactor biosynthetic process; molybdenum incorporation into molybdenum-molybdopterin complex. Lineage: Eukaryota; Fungi; Ascomycota; Leotiomycetes; Thelebolales; Thelebolaceae. Bases 27 to 2063 code for a protein of 678 amino acids. The record is from RefSeq and is a predicted model, not a curated record. Gene Ontology annotation, cellular component: cytosol; cytoplasm.
GUCCUUAGCAUCACAACCCCAACACGAUGUCGCAAAACACGCUGAGAGCAGCAAUACUUAUAGUCUCUACCACAGCUGUAGAGGAUCCUUCUACUGAUAAAUCUUGCGACAUCCUUAAAGAUGUCUUUAAGCAAGAGGCGGGCGGUCAAUGGGAAUGGGAUGUUGUGGAGACCAAGAUCGUCGGCGAUGUAGUCGAGGACAUACAGGAGGCUAUCAAGCAUUGGGCCGGCCAGGAUAAUCCGGUCAAUGUUAUAAUUACCACUGGAGGAACUGGAUUUGCUGUCGCAGACCUUACCCCAGAAGCUGUCUCACCACUAUUACAUCGCCAGGCCCCAGGCCUCGUAUAUGGAAUGCUCUCAUCUUCGGCCGCCAUAACACCAUUUGCACUCAUGUCACGCCCCGUCGCUGGCGUCCGCAACAAGAGCAUCAUUAUCACCCUUCCAGGCUCCCCAAAGGGCGCCAAGGAGAAUCUCCAGUGUAUUUUGAAGCUCCUACCCCAUGCAUGCUUACAAGCAGCGGGGGCGGAUUCGAGGUCUCUGCACGCAGGAGGCAUCAAAAAGCUAGAAUCGGAGGCUGGAAUAAGCUCUAGCGGGCCUCGCGCUGGUCAUCAUGGGCACAACCAGGGCCACAACCACGGUCACUCGCACACCCAUGACCAUAGCCACUCACAUAGCCAUGGCCAUGGCCACGCAAUGCCAGUCCGGCACACAAGAGAAACGGAUAAUCCUCAAUCUAAUGACCCCGCGGCUGGCCCGUCUCGACGACACCGGUCGUCACCGUAUCCAACGCUUGAAGUUAGCCAUGCCUUGGAACUAAUCAAAAAUGAGACUCCAGCACCUCAAAUAAUAUCCGCCAAAGUAGAUGGUUCGCUUGUUGGCUUCGUUCUUGCUGAAGAUGUCACCGCUACUGAGGCCGUGCCGGCGUUUAGGGCCAGCAUCGUUGACGGAUAUGCUGUCAUUGCUCCCGAAGGAGGAGAGAGCUCCGCUGGUGUAUUCCCGGUUGCAUCUAUCUCUCAUGCUGCACCGGGGGAGAUCAAACCUCUAUUGAAGGGGCAAAUAACUCGGAUCACCACCGGCGCGCCUCUCCCACCAGGAGCUACGUCGGUGAUUAUGGUUGAAGACACAGCCCUCAAAUCGACUUCUGAGGAUGGUACAGAAGAAAAGGAAGUUGAGAUCUUAGCCACAGACGUCAAGGUCGGCGAAAAUAUCCGUGAGGUUGGCAGUGAUAUCCAAUCAGGGUCUGUUAUCCUCCGUAAGGGCGACCAGAUCUCUGCCACAGGCGGCGAGCUAGGAUUAUUGGUAUCCGUUGGCCGAACAGAAGUCAACGUUUACCGCCACCCUAUUGUUGGUGUCCUUUCUACAGGAGAUGAAAUCGUGCAACAUGAUCGUCCUGGGCCCCUUCGUCUGGGAGAAGUGAGGGAUUGUAACCGACCCACCAUCAUGGCUGCUGUCAGAAGCUGGGGCUUUGAAGCACGAGACCUCGGAAUCGCGAGUGAUACCCCUGGAUCGCUUGAGGAAACUCUUCGCGCUGCACUGCGACAGGUCGAUGUUAUCAUUACCUCAGGUGGUGUUUCAAUGGGCGAGUUAGAUCUGCUCAAGCCUACGAUCGAGAGGCAGCUUGGGGGAACGAUACAUUUCGGGCGCGUAGCGAUGAAGCCGGGAAAGCCGUCGACGUUUGCUACGGUGCCGGUAAAAUCCAACGAUGGUUCUCCCGUCAAGAAGCUGGUAUUUUCCUUACCUGGCAAUCCCGCGAGCGCUGUCGUGGCACUUCAUCUUUUCGUGCUUCCUAGCUUGCAUUUUGCGAGUGGGGUGCAGCCGGCCGGGUUGCCUUCAGUACCAGUGCUUCUUGGACAUGAGAUUAGGUUGGAUAAGCAGAGAAAGGAAUAUCACCGUGCGGUAGUGAGUAUUGGGAGAAAUGGGAGGCUUGUGGCAACAAGUACUGGGGCGCAAAGAAGCUCGAUGGUUGGGAGUUUGAAAAGUGCAAAUGCACUGCUAUGUUUGCCAAUUGGCGACAAAAUUGGAAAGGGUGAGGAAGUGCAGGCUCUUUUGAUGGGACCUAUUUGAGCACCGUAAUUAUAAGUUCGAGUUAAUGUGAACCAACACAAAACAUCCUUUCAUGAUAUACUAAGC